AUGAAACUAUUAUUUUCGUGGAGUAAAAGCAGCCUAAUUCUAGUGCUGAAAAAAACACAAUUAAUUAGACUUAUUUGGAAAAUAAUCCUAUUAAAAGUCAUCAGAUAAAUCUAUAGAUUUAGAUUGGAAAUGAAAAGGAAAAACCUUUAAUAAAGAGAAAAAUUAAAAGAGACAGUUGAUGUUAUACAAAAAUAUUAUUAAGAAUGUUGGGAAACAAUGAUGACAGAACUUUCAUUUUGGCGUAAACUAUCCCUUUAAAACACAGGCUGUUUAAUUGAAACUGCGAUUUACCAAGAAGUCCACGCCCAGGAGUGAGUCGAUAAGCAAAUCCAACGUCAGAAGACUUACUCUUUGUUCAACCUGACAACUGAACUGACGGCAGUGUUUUAUCCUGAGAGAUACAAGGUGAAUCAGAUCUAACGUCAGAAUUCUUACCUGGACAUGUGACAGCUAAAUCGACAGCAGUGUUCUGUCCCACAGACAUUAUCCUGAGAGAUUAAAGGGAACUAAGCUGACGAUCUUUGAUCUUUGUGAGAGCAAAUCUGUCAAUGGCAUCACAGACCAUAAACUUCAUCACUUGGAAUGUUAAUGGACUUAAGCAACACAGAAAUCAGAAAUUUCAAGAACUACAAAAUUCUGAUGUUAUUUUCUUUCAAGAGACACACAUUGGAGUAGGAGAUGAAAAUAUUAUAGAAGACUAUAAAGAUAAGUGGCAUAUUUUUUACACAAAGUAUACCUCCUCUAGCAAGGGAUCAGCCAUACUAGUGAGGAAAACACUAGAUUUCAAAUACAUAAGUGAUGAAAAACAUAACAGGGGAGCAUAUGUUGUGUUGAAAUGUAUACUGGAAGGUCAGGCGUACACUCUUGUUAGUGUUUAUAAUCAUCACACAGACACAAAAACCCUUGAUAAACUUUCAAGGUACCUUCAGUCAAUGACCACAGGGCUGCUGGUGAUUGGUGGAGAUUUCAACACAGUUCUCAAUAGAUUUAUUGACAAAAAAUGGAACAAGUUGACAAUAAACAGUACUCAUAAUAAAUUGCUGUUAUUUGUGGAGAAUUUCAUGAAAUCUCUUCAGCUGGUUGAUGUCUGGAGAAGAAAGAACCCCAUAAAACAGGAUUAUACAUUCUACAUAAAAGAUUGUCCUUCAUCCAGGCUGGAUUACUUAUUUGUUCCAGAAGAAUGUAUGUGGCGUGUCAGAAGUUGUGAAAUAAGAGACUCAAAGAUAAAUGAAAACAAAGACCAUCGGCCUGUGUCUUUAGAGAUCAACGUCCCUGCGAUGCCUAUUCAGAAUGUUCCCCAGAUACAAACAAUCUUCCAAUGGCUGAAUCUAAAAAAGGAUCUUUUGACAGAUGAGAUGGGUUCAUCGAUGGGGGAAGAAAACCCGCAGAAAAAUGCGGUCAGUGAAGUUGAGAUUGUGUCAGCUGUACAUUCUCUUCAAGUGUCAGACACACCGAGACCAGAUGGAAUUCCAGUUUCCUUCUAUAAAGACAACAUUCAGGAUUUAAUUCCAUACAUAAAGACACUCUAUGACAGAAUCCACAGAGGUGGAUUUAACUGCUCUGAGAAACACUUUAAUGAAACUGUGAAAAGUCCACAUGAUGAUAGUCAACACUUUUUUAAUGUUGACUUCCUCAUCAUUGCAACUGUUCUGGCAAGACAUCUAGAUGAUGUCAUUGAGUCCCUUCCAAAGGGGCGGAUACCAAAAGAGUCGGCAACUGUCAUGAUCACUCCCAAAACACAUUAUGCUUUAAUAAGUUUGAGUCAUAUUAAGGAUGAGUUAGAACAGCAAAAACAGUCAAACCCGACUCUGAACCAGGAUCUCCUCAUUAUAGAAAAUCUCCUCAGUGAUGCAAAAGAACAUUUUUCAGUUGAGAAAUACAAACUUCUACAUCAGGGCUGCCCUUUGACCCCAGGACUCAUAAUGUUGGCUCUAAAAAGCUACGCUUCACAGUUAUUUGGACAUUUAGAAAAGUCUGGGGUUUUUAUUUCCAAACAAAGUGUGAUAGUUUGCUUUCAGCCUGAGGACCUAGAAAUGGUCAAAGCUACUGUGGAGAACAAUACUAAUGAAGUAUAUGAAAUAGAGAUAUUAUCCAGAGGAAAUGGUGAACUGCUACAAUUAAACUGCAUAGGAAAUGAUUGUAAGGAUGAGGACUCGGAAAAAUGGGACACAGACAUAUUUGGGAAUAAUGGCGAAGAAUCAGAAGAAAAUUGCUCUAAAGCAGAUGAAGGGGAUGAUGGGAGUAAGGUGUAUGAAGAGAUUGAAUAUAAGUCUGAAAUCUAUGAGGAAGAUGAAUCAAUGGAAGUCGAUGUAAGUAGAUCAGCCAUUUCUGGACAACCAAAAGAAGAGAUGGAAGCAUUUAACUGGAUGAAGAAUACACCUCCUCUUCUUCCUGUACCAUUACAAUCUUCCUCUGAGGGAUUUUCCAUCCAUCCCACAAUGACUAGCCAAGGUACUAAAAGAAAGCGUGAUCAUGAAUCAUCCGACUCGAGUAUAGAGUCACCGCUGACAACAGAUAUGAUCAUGGAGAAUGUGAGGCAAAUUAUGAAAAGAUUCACCAAAAACUCAGAUCAAAUAGAUAAAGGCAACAGGAAGAAGGCAACCAUUGGUAUUUCUGGAACAUCAGGAGAAGGAAAGAGCUCCCUAUUAAGUGCAAUAUUGGGGAAAAAGGAUCUUCUGCCAUCUGGUUGUUUUGGUGCCUGUACAGCUGUUGUUACUCAGGUGGAAGCCAAUCUGACUGACUCCAACUACAUAACAGAGAUUGAACUCUUCUCUAAAGAGGAGUGGGAUAAAGAGCUCAAAGAUCUUUUCAGUGUUUUGUCGGAUGAAAGUGAGGACAGGGAUGAUGAAUUGUAUGAAAUUGCUGUAGAAAAGAUCAAUGCGGUGUAUGGUAAUGAUGCAGACGAGAAAACAUUAGAAGAGCUCAAGAAUGAUGCCAAAUUUGCUAAGAUUGAAUCCUUUUUGUCCACUAAUAAGGAAAAAUCAAACAGUUUCUCAAAAAGUGAUGUCUCUGAAUUUGCCAAGUAUGUUGCAAGUUACAUACAACACAGUGAGUCAAGUUCCGGUGGCUGGUACUGGCCGCUUGUGAAGAGUGUGAAGAUCAAGAUUCCCGAUUGUCGUGAACUCCUGGAACACAUUGUGCUUGUUGAUAUUCCUGGAUCUGGAGACUGCAAUAAGAUUAGAGAUGAUCUGUGGAAAUCUAAACUAAGAGAGUGCUCUUCUGUGUGGAUUAUUAGUGCUAUCAAUCGAGCAAUCACUGACAGUGCCCCCUGGGGGAUUUUAAAGCACUGCACUGAAGAACUGGGACCAGGAGGAGAAUGCAAAAGCAUCAACUUCAUCUGUACAAAGACUGAUGACAUCGAUCCAGAAAACUAUGUUAGAUGUGCACAGCUUCCUACAGACCAAAUCCCAGAAGACAAGGAUCAGAAAAAAGUAAACAUACUUGAUAGAAAUGAAAAUGCCAAGAUGAAGGUCAAAAAAAAGUUUAAAAAAUCUAAACUUAAGAAAAUAUUCAGUACUGAUGAUCAGUUUCAAGUUUUUACUGUAAGUUCCAAAGCAUUCUUCGACCCCAGUUUAAAUCUGGAAUCUUGUGAAACAGAAAUUCCUAAACUGCAGGAUGAACUGAGGACUCUUAACAAGAGCAUGAAUCGAGAACUGGUCAGAGAUUAUGUCAAUGAGGCAAAGGGAACUUUGCUCUUAAUUCAAAGUGGCCAGCUGGAUGUAGACAAGAAAAUGAUGGAAAUGAAAGUUGUGGAAUUAGAGGAAAACCUAAAGAUGUCACUAAAUGAACUGGGCAAAUAUUUUGACAGCAUUUAUAGUGAUCUGGAGCAGUGUCUCUCAAAGGGAGUGGAUGAAUCAGAGAAAUCAUGUGUUGCUUCCACAAAGAAAUUGAUAGCACCCAAUAAAGAUGGAAGGGGGUUUCAUAAAACCCUUGGAGCUUUGUGCAAGAACGACGGAUGCUAUUCGUCAAAAAAUCGGAAUACAGUUUUAGACCUGAACAAGACAUUGGCCAAACAUUUGCAUGAAUGCAUUGAUGAAGAUUUCAGUAAGAUUUUUCCUGUUACUGAAACAACAGGGAUGUCAGUGCAGGAACAGAUUAAUAAGUUUAGUAUCAUCCAGAGUGACUCUGCUAACCCCUCAUCUCCCAUGCAACACUUUGAGGACUUCAUUAAAACUGAGGAAACAAAAUUGACUACAUUGCUCAGUGGAGACAUUGUUGACAUGAAGAAGCUCAUCUACUCAUCAAUACAAAUAACCAUUCAAAAUAAAAUGGCUUCUUGCUAUGAAGAAGCUGCAGCAGUGACUGGAACCGGAUCCAUGAAGAGAAGGCAAGAUCUGCUAAUAACCACAGUCGAUGAGAUAAAACAUGACAUGUUCAACAAAGCAAAAAUGAAAGUGCUUAAAAAGUUGAAUAACUUAAAGCUGCACAUAAUGGAUGCUCUUGAAAAAAAACUAAAGAAAGCAAUAGAGCGCUCACAAUCACAAACCAGCAAAAUCAUAAGAGAGGAUGUCUCUGGAUAUAUUGAACAGCUGGAGAGACUGUCUGAUCAACUGUCUGACUGAUGGGAAUCAAGCAAUAAGAAGCCCAAGAAAAACAGAAGAAACAAACAUAUAAAAAUAAAGUGUAACAAUUUCAGUAUGUGUUUUAUUUAGUUUUACAACAAAUAUUUUAUUUCUUUACUUAUAUUUAUUUGUCCAUGUUGUUUUAUUUUUUUCUUUACAUUUGUUUGGUGGAAGAUGUACUUUAUCUUAAGUUGUUAACUUUUAUCAAAUUUCUCUGAACUUUGGGAUUUAUUUUAGGGUUGCAUGAAAUAAAUUACAUAUUGGUUUGUUGCUCUGUUUUCAUUCCAACUGUUUUACAGCAAGAUAUUUAAAAACUGUAAGAAUAAAUAGGCUCUCAGCUUGCAGGAAUUUUAAGGUUACAUGAUGUAUUAUGAUAAUCUGACAAUAUAAUAAUAGCUUUCCUUAUAAUAGACCUUAUGAUAAUCUGUCCAUUUGUUUAUCCAAUAUGCUUUGUAAGUCUUUGUUUCAUGAUACAUGAAUAUGCAUUAAAAGAUACAGAAAAUAAUCUAAACAAAAAAUGUAGCUGUCCUAUUUUCAAGAAACUUUUAUUGGAGAUUUACUUUAUAGAUUGGAUGUUUACACAUUUCUUGUUCUCUGUUCUUUAUACAUUUAUGAUGUCAAACAUUAUUAAACAUUAUUCUUACAUCUAUCAUAA
Ctenopharyngodon idella (grass carp) is the source of this 5217-nucleotide messenger RNA. RefSeq names its product nuclear GTPase SLIP-GC-like. The record is from RefSeq and is a predicted model, not a curated record. The coding region runs from base 549 to 4562 and encodes 1337 amino acids. Lineage: Eukaryota; Metazoa; Chordata; Actinopteri; Cypriniformes; Xenocyprididae. The transcript is spliced from 21 exons. Gene Ontology annotation, molecular function: GTPase activity.